GGCUUGUACCUAUAAAAAGCGACUCGAUCGAGGAGCUAUCACUGUCGCAGAGUAACCCAACCGAUCACCUACAAAUGGCUUCCAAAAUCUUAACUUUCGCCGUUUUGAUGGCGACCGCGAUAAACGCUGCGCCUCAGGGAUACCGAUUCACCCCCGCCUACGGAAAUGUCCGCGGUGGUCCGGUUUACGCUCGAUCGGUCGAAGUGGAGCCCGUGGAAAUCGAGGAAAAUUCGAAACCGGAAUACAGUUUCUCCUACGAAGUGCACGACGAACGUACGGGCGACAUUAAGAGUCACGAGGAAACGCGACUCGGAGACGUCGUCGAGGGAAGAUACUCUCUCGUGGAACCGGACGGCACUCGACGUGUCGUCGAAUACAAAGCCGACGACCUGAGCGGAUUCAACGCCGUGGUGCACAAGGAGGGAAGUCCCCGGAUACCUACGGUCACUGACAAGUACCAGACGUCGCCCGUUUCCGCCCCUCAAGAAAAUUUCAAUUACGUUUCAGCGCCCGCAACUGCUCGAGCCGAUUACGACGAGGCUAAUUCUUACGGAUACCGUCACUAGUUGAACCGUUAUUAUUGAUUCUUUCUUUGUUUUAUUGUUAAUAAAGUUUAGUUAUCUUUUA
Athalia rosae (coleseed sawfly) is the source of this 627-nucleotide messenger RNA. Its product is annotated as cuticle protein 7-like. The transcript has 2 exons. Gene Ontology annotation, cellular component: extracellular matrix. The record is from RefSeq and is a predicted model, not a curated record. NCBI's taxonomy places the organism in Eukaryota, Metazoa, Arthropoda, Insecta, Hymenoptera, Athaliidae. The coding region runs from base 75 to 566 and encodes 163 amino acids.